GUUUAUUGUCAAAAUUCCAGCUGUUUAUCACAAUUUUAUUUAAUCGUUUCCUGACCAUUUUUCUUAAUUUUUUAAGGACUUCCAGGUGAAUAACAAUGGGGCGCGCAGAGGUCGGAACUCCCAAGUACCUGGCCAACAAGAUGAAGGCUAAGGGGCUGCAGAAGCUACGAUGGUACUGCCAGAUGUGUCAGAAGCAGUGUCGCGAUGAAAAUGGCUUCAAGUGCCACACAAUGAGUGAAUCCCACCAGCGGCAGCUCCUCCUCUUUGCCGACAACUCCAAGAGGUACAUCGAUGACUUCUCCGGGGAAUUCGCCAAGGGCUACGUUGAGAUACUAAGACGGCAAUUUGGGACAAAGCGCGUGGCUGCCAAUAAGGUGUAUCAGGAGUAUAUUUCGGAUAAGAAUCACCUCCAUAUGAAUGCAACACGAUGGCUCUCACUGACGGGAUUUGUACUCUGGCUCGGGAAGACGGGGCAGUGUGUGGUGGAUGAAACGGAAAAGGGAUGGUACAUCACAUACAUUGAUCGGGAUCCGGAAACCAUUGCACGGCAGGAGAAAAUGGCGAAGAAGCAGAAGAUGGACAAGGAUGACGAGGAGCGAUUGCAGGAAUUCAUUGAGAAGCAAGUUGAGCGUGGGAAGAAGGACGAGGAGACAGCGGGGUCGAGCACAGGAGGUGGGGAGUUUGUGCGUGAGAACGAAGAGGAAAAGAUAAAGCUGAAAAUCAACCUGGCAGGGACGAGUAAAAAGGAAGCAAUCUUCAAGAAACCCGCUCUGCUGACAAAACGCCCCGCGGAGGAUUCCGGAAGUGCGGAGAAGCGUUCCAAGCGUGAAAAGGAAGCACGAAGGAUCUCAGCACUGGAUGACAUCAUAAAAACGGAGGAAUCCCGAAAGGAGAGAACCAACAGGAAGGACUAUUGGCUCAAGGAGGGGAUAAUUGUGAAGAUUGUCAGCAAAUCCUUGGCCGAGGGGAAGGUGUACAAGGAGAAAGCCGUUGUGCAGGAAGUUAUUGAUAAGUAUCGGGCUAAAGUUAAGCUCCUGGAGACCGGGAAGAAAUUGGAAGUUCACCAGGAUGACGUUGAAACGGUCAUUCCGCAAAUUGGGAAGGAAAUUCUUGUACUCAAUGGUGCCUACAGGGGCUCCAAGGCAGUUCUAAAAAGCCUCCAGGAGGAAGAUUACUCCGUGACCAUUGAAAUAUCCGAAGGACCCCUCACAGGAAGACAAGUUGAUCGUGUUCGGUACGAAGAUAUAAGCAAACUAUACUGAAAUUCAAGCGUUGUGCUAAAAAAUGCGGAUCUUCCAUGGAAUGUCGUAUGAAUGUCCAACGUCACACAUCAAAACAACAACAACAUUGCUGAAUAUCGUGAAUAUCACAUAAAAUUCCUCAUCAUCGUGGCUAGGUGGUUUUUACACGGGAAUUCCGCUCUCUCUGCUGCUGAGUAAACUCUCUGAAAAACCCCAAAAGAAUGGGUGUCAGUGCUUAGUGAAAUCCUCCCAGAACUACCUGGAAGAUCCGCUCAAAGACAAACCAUAGAGAUCCUCAGGAAAAACUCCCGGAAAGCUCAAAGAAUUUGGUGUGAAAGUAAAAGUGAAAGUUUUCUCACAGGUACAGCUCUCAAUUCCCAGGAAAACUUUUUUGCUGACCAUGGAACGUGAUGGAGAUAAAAUCAUUCGGGUGGGGUCACGGAAGAGUGAGUUGGCGCUCAUUCAAACCAAGUAUGUCAUCGGGCAACUCCAGGCACUCUUCCCGGACAGGAAGUUUGAAAUACACACAAUGUCAACAGUGGGUGAUCGAGUGUUGAACAUUUCCCUGCCGAAGAUUGGGGAGAAGAGUCUCUUUACGAAGGAUCUCGAGGAUGCUCUUCGUACGGGAAGGGUGGACUUUGUUGUGCACUCACUGAAGGAUCUACCAACAACACUACCGAAUGGGAUGGCGAUUGGUGCGGUGUUGGAGCGAGAAGAUCCCCGAGAUGCACUCGUGCUCAAUGAGAAGCAUCGUGGGAAGACACUUAAAACCCUCCCGGAGGGCUCUAUCAUUGGUACAUCAUCCCUCCGGCGGGCAGCACAGCUAGCCCGGUUCUACCCUCAGCUCACAGUUUGCGAUAUCCGGGGGAAUCUCAAUACGCGUCUGGCGAAACUCGAUGCGGAAAAUUCAAAAUUCGCCGGGAUUAUUCUCGCGCAUGCUGGGCUCGUCCGGAUGGGAUGGGAGAAGCGUAUUAGCCAGGUGCUGAAGUGCGAUGAACUCCUCUAUGCCGUAGGACAGGGAGCUCUCGCCGUGGAAUGCCGUGCUGAUGCUGAAGAGAUUCUCCGGAUGCUGCAAAAGCUUUGCUGUCGCACCACCGAAGGGCGUAUUCUGGCCGAAAGAAGCUUCCUCCGUACCCUGGGUGGAGGCUGCAGUGCCCCAGUGGCAGUGAGUAGUUCCCUGAAGCGUGCACGUGAUCAGGAUGGACACAAAUUAACCCUUCGUGGGGCUGUGUGGAGUCUCGAUGGGAAAACGGAGAUUCGCGAUGAAGUUUCGUGUGAAGUUCCAUUUGAAGUGGAUGCAACGGAAGUUGAUGGGGUACCACCGAAGAAGGUAAAAGUCACGGAAGUGCCGGCAAGACGAAGCCCCGACAUCAUUGAUGACUCCAAAGCAACUGGUGGUGAGACACAAAAUCUCGAUAUUGGUGCUCUGAUAAAUCUCCACGGGGAUGCCUUCAAGCGUUGCCCGUAUUCGAAGCAACAGCAACCCCAUGAAAGGUGCCCCCUUAGUAUUCCCAUUGGGCAGGAUGUGAUGGGAGUGUGUCCAUUCUUCGGGACAACGGAAAAGGUGAAUUUGGCCGAGGAAUUCGGACCGGAGCAUAAAGAAGCUACAGCUGGGGUGUCAAAAUGUCCCUUUUCCGGCACGAAAAUCACCCCCGAAGCGCCUCCAAUUGAAAAGUGUCCCUUCCUGGCGAAUCAGGUGAAGCUCAUUGAUUGCGAUGCUGAGCAUGGGCAGGUACAGCACAAUGGGGACUCUGUGGUGGCUCCUCAAACCAACGUACCCCUCUUCUGUGGCCUCUUCCGCCACACUACAGUUCCGCAGGAUUUCCUAGCAAAAUCAGAGGCUCUUGGGAAGCAAUUAGCGAAUGCUCUAAUCGCCAGAGGCGCCAUGGAGGUCAUGAGCAAGGCUCAAGAUGAAAUCCGUGGGAAAGUUUGAGAAAAAAUUAACCUCCUCCCCCUCCCCCAACUACAUCCACCCUUCCUUUUCUACCUCAUUUUGUUCUUUUAUGAUUUUUUUUUCAAAUGGUAUAAUGUGCAACGAAUUUGGUGGCAGAGCCCCGGAGGUUUCCCUACAGCAGAUGCUGUACAGACAAGAAAAAAUUUAAUAAAUUUAUAAAGAGAAGUUUGUAGUAAAAUAAAUAAGGGUCCAAUUAGAAAAA
Lutzomyia longipalpis is the source of this 3397-nucleotide messenger RNA. RefSeq names its product DNA/RNA-binding protein KIN17-like. The record is from RefSeq and is a predicted model, not a curated record. Gene Ontology annotation, biological process: DNA damage response; DNA replication; heme biosynthetic process. Gene Ontology annotation, cellular component: nucleus; cytoplasm. The transcript is spliced from 5 exons. Gene Ontology annotation, molecular function: double-stranded DNA binding; hydroxymethylbilane synthase activity. Bases 1642 to 3174 code for a protein of 510 amino acids. Lineage: Eukaryota; Metazoa; Arthropoda; Insecta; Diptera; Psychodidae.